CUAUCAUUCACCGCCAAGCAGGUGGAGUAUGCUGUUGUGUUUUAAAUUAAAACUGCGAUUGAUUUGAAAAAGAAAGAAAAGAAGAAUAGUAGCCAUUAUGUCUGAAUCAGAUUUAAAUGAAUUUUUGGAUGAAAUUCAAGGAUACAUUGAAAACACACCAAAUUUGUCCAUUCUGAUAAAGAAGCGAUAUGACGAAUGUUCAAAGUCAUACAUUCAUUCAAGUAAAUUUGAGGAUUUUUUACACAUAACACGAGCCAAGAUUGAUAGUGACAAUAGCAGAGUAUUUGUCCAUCUCAGGGAUUUUUUAAAUGAGUUAAAAUCAAAUAAGGCAGAAAAAAAAGCUAGCAAGAAGCGCAAACGCAGAGAAAGUGGCAGUAAUAAUUCAUCCGGGGCACCAAGUCCGAAAUCAAUACGAGAUAACUCCACUGACCAAGAUACAGACGGCAGUGUGGUAGAAAACGAUGAAGCUUUCAGGGAAGUUCUACAUAAUCAACAGCCUAACAGUGUGAGUAAGCCUAGUCUCAAUCACCAGACACCAAAACGCGAAGCAGCCGAAAUCAAGAUUGUAGAGAGUAACACAGACUCGUCAAGAUCAAUAGAGAAUAGAGAUUGUGAAUCGUUAAGUCAGAAAGGCAGCAAUGAGGUGUCGGACACGGAGGAAGUUAAAAAUCAUGAGUCCAACAUGGAGACGGAUAUAAAUCAGGAGUCCAAUGUGGAGACGGAUAUAAAUCAGGAGUCCAUUGUGGAGACAGAUAGAAAUCAGGAGUCCAAUGUGGAGACAGAUAGAAAUCAGGAGUCCAAUGUGGAGACAGAUAGAAAUCAGGAGUCCAAUGUGGAGACAGAUAGAAAUCAGGAGUCCAAUGUGGAGACAGAUAGAAAUCAGGAAUCUCUUGGUAUAACCAGUGUGAAAGAAGAGGCAUCGGCCAUUUCAGAUGGUGAUGGAGGUCUAUGCAUGACAGUGAAAGAUGAAUGUGUUGAUAUAGAUCCUCAAAGUAAAAUUGAAAAUGUAGACAAAUCUAAAGAAAAUUCAGAUGUAAGUGGUGGCUUUGUUAGUGACUCUAACAUUGAUUGCAUCACAAUUGAUGAUGAUGAUGAUGAUGAUGAUGAUGAUGACAAUCAGAACGAUGAUGAUAAACUGGUAAUAAAAGAACCCACUAAAGAAAUGAAAACUGAAGAUAUUCGUGAAUUACAUAAAGAAAAAGAUGCGAUUGAUAGCCCCAAAACAGUGAAAUGUGAACAUUCCAAUGAUGAAAAUGAUCAGGGAGGAAAAACAUCAUGUACAUUAAAAGAGAAAGAAAAAGAUAAUUCAGUUGAAGUGGAAAGUAAGGCAGAAAUUUGUGAUGCUGAAGUUGAAAGUAAAGCAGAAAUUUGUGAAGCUGAAGUUGAAAGUAAAGCAGAAAUUUGUGAUGCUGAAGUUGAAAGUAAAGCAGAAAUUUGUGAUGCUGAAGUUGAAAGUAAAGCAGAAAUUUGUGAUGCUGAAGUUGAAAGUAAGACUGAAAUUCUAGAUGCCGUUGUUGAAAGUAAGGCAGAAUUUUGUGAUGAUGCAGUUGAAAGUAAAGCAGAAAUUCCUGAUGCUGUAGUUGAAAGUAAGGCAGAAAUUUGUGAUGAAGAUGAAAAGAAAAGUGUCAAUAAGACUUCUGAAACUGUACGUGAAGAUUUGGCAAAAGGUAAAAACUAUGUUGAAACAAAACAAAUUGAAAACCAACAAACAUAUAGUUCAAGCAAGUUUGCAGAAGUUGGACAAGAAGACAACAAAAAUGAGACUGCUCACACUGUAACUGAUGAAGGAACUUCGUCAAAGUCGACACUACCACUGGCAAACAAGUCCUCAGAACCCAACAAAAAGGGUUCCCAACGUCAGAUACGUCGCCUGGAAAACCUACUGGAGGACAUUCGUAAUAAGAUAGAAGAACUGAAAAAUGCAGAUCUGUCGCUGGAUGCCCUGGGAGAUGAGGACUCUGUGUACAUUCAGGAGGACCGCUACCAGCACAAAUUUGUCAAGGUGUGGAGGAAGUUGUGCGAGCUGAAAGGUGCCGAGUCCACCACAGGUCGUCCUAUUGAGAGGAGAUUCUUCUACAAGGGGACAAGGUAUCCAGAAGUGAACAGGAAGCUGGAGAAAUUUGUGAACAAGCACAAGAUAUUCCCAGAUUUCCAUGAUGUCCAAAAGGUUAUUAGAGACACCAGCAAACAGAAGAAGCUAGGUUUGAGUGGGCCAGCUGUAGACAGAUUGGCGAGGGAGGCUUUCCAGGACAUUGGCGACCUACUACAGAAAAGGCGAAUCAGUGACCUUAGAAAGACAUCUUUGGGACACCUCCAGGAUGAACAGGGGUUGAGGGAAGACCCUGCUUCAAAAGACCCAGACUUAAAGAAGAAGCUGGAUGAAAACAGAAAAGUUGGAAAAGGCAAACUUGAUGAGGUCUUGGAGAAGUUUUGUAAAUGGCAGGAGGAAACUCCCGAGGAUGAGAAUGUGGACAAAAAGUCUGAGGAAGAUGAAGAAGACAAAGAAGAAAUGGAAAUGUUCGUAAAGGAUGAUGUUCCAGAAAUGAUAGCAAUUCUCAAUGACAGUGAUGAAGAGACCUCAUCAUCACCAGUCAAGGCAACAACAGAUGGCAGCUCCUCAUCAGUAUCCUUCCUGUCUGAUAAUGUCUCACCUAGACAGUUAUCUUCUCCAGCCUCGGUGCUGAGGUGUAAAGAUAUGAUGGCAGUGUCUCCACGUUCAUCACCCUGUUCUUCACAAGUAUCUAGAAAGCUAUCAUCUAGUUCACUGAGCUCCGACAGCUCACCAAAUCCUGAAUCACCAUAUGUGGCUAAUUCACCUCCAGACUCGCCUGCUGACGACGGGGAAAUCAGUGAUCAUCACCUACAAAAAAAAUCAGGGACUCUUCUUAGUAUAGAAGAUUACAUGGACCAUAUGCCUGUGUUACCUAAGGUACCAAUCUCUUCUGAUCUGACGAAUGACAAGUCUCCGUCUGAUGACUAUUCACUCAAAAUAUCCAACAUACGAUCAAUAAGUGGAGGUAAUAGUUCUGGGGAGGAGGGAGAGGUGACUUCUGUCAAUUCUCAUAAGAAAGGUGUUAAACGCCAUCUCAAAAUGCCAAUUGAAAAUAGCACCAGUGGAUUUACUAAGCACAGAAAUCGUGAGCGAUCACCUCUCUCAGACAGUAACAUCAGUGACGGUUGUGGGGGCAAGCUUAAUUCCUCUAAAGUUUCUAAUCCGUCCUCUUCACAUGUACAACGCUCCAUUAUGUUCAGGAACUCACGUAAAAAUUUGUCUCUCAAACCAUUAAAUAGGGGUACGACAGUGAUCGACCUGGCUAAUGAGGAUGAAAUAUUGUCCAAACCUAUGCCCCAGAGAAAGAAACAACGCAUGGCGUCAUGUAGUCCUGAAGAAGUCAUAAUAGUUUUAUCAGAUUCCGACUGACAUCAUUGUCAAGAGAUUUUUAGCUCACCUGCUCGAUUGAUAAGUGAGCUUAUGCCAUGAUGCAGCGUCCGUCCAGCGUAAACUUUUCCCUAUAAACAAUAACUAAUUGAUCCUGUAGCAUGCUAGAGUGAAUCAUUGACCUAAUUUCAAGAUCACAAGGUAAAAUAAGCUAAAAGAUUUUAACAGCUUCUUGUUUAUUACGAACAAAAUUCAGAGACCUGAUAUUGGACCUGUAGCAUGCUGGAGUGAAGGGCAACCAGACUACCAAGCUUGUUCAAAUGAAUAACCUUGACCUUAGACAAGUUCAUGGGGGUCGAGUUUGCUAAACUCUUUUAAUGACAACUACUCAAAAAUCAAGGGACCUAAAAACUUGAAUUGGGCCUGUAAAAGGUUUUAAAAUCAUCUAGCGAUUUCUCAUUUACCUGAAGCCCUUGGGUCAGGAUAAUGGGCAAGUAGCAUUCUCAGAUGGAAGGCUGCCAAGUUUAGAUUAAAUGAUUGACAUUGACCUAAUUACAAGGUAGCAGAGAUCAAAUGUUAAAAACUUUGAAUGAAUUUCUCUCAAUAACCAUGAGGCUGAGGGUCAUAUUGGGUCAGUAGCAUGCUAGGAUAAAGGGUCAAGGUCUCAGGGUCAAAUGUACUGAAAUACUUAGUUCUGAAUGCCAAAAUUCCAGGGUGUGAUAUUAGAUAAGUAACAUUUACUGAGGAGUUCAUUCACAUGAAUUUAACCUUCCCGUCUUCACUUCAUAAGAUGCAGAACACUUAAGUGAUACAGGCUCAUUGGGCCUCUUGUUGAUCAUAAGCUUUAGACUCACUCAAUUUAAAGUAUGUGUUAUCUUACUGAAUAUGUGAUUAUUUUAACAUGAUGUAUGAACUUAAAUAUAUUUUUAUAUGAAACUUUGACAGAGUUAUACCAGUUAUUAUCAAUCAUAAUUUUAAAAUCAUGUGUUUGGCAUGAUAAAUCAAUUUUUGAAUUAAAAUGAUUGUACAUAUGUCUGGAAAAUGUGUAUAUAAAGUAUUGUAGUAAAACAUUGUACAGCUAAAUUAUUGAUUAAUGAGAGCUGGUUAAAUGGCCACUGUCAGUGAAUGAGUGAUGUUUGUUGAGAUUGUCGUUAUUGUAAUAAAUGUUUUUCAGUUGUAACUGCCAUAAGAAGACUAGUAAUUGCCAUGACAAUCGGUGAUGAUAUUCAUGAUGAUUUGUACAUUAGUUUUAUUCUCAAUACUCCAGGGAUUACUUUCAGUUUGGUUCUCUUUCACCCUGAUUAGAAUCUGUUAUGGUAAAAUUAAAAGCUCUGCAUCUGUUCAACUACUAUUUCUGAUGCAUAGCUCCAAAAUUGUUUAGAAUAAUUUCACGAAACCUGGUACAUGCAUUGAUCUAGUUGUGCCUGAUGGUAUGGAGUGAUUUGCAUUUUGCAUAAUUUUCCUGUUACCAUGGUACCAAGUAAUCAAAAACUUAAAUAUAUUCUUUUAUUUAUUGACAGAGUUAUUGCCCUUCAAUUUUUUUAUGUCUGGAGCAUAACAAUACAUGUUUGUAACAUUUAAACACGCCACUUCCUCCUAUUCUUCUCCAUUAUAACAUCUUUUUACAGAUAUGUGUCAUUCAUAUGACUAAAUUCAAAACUGACAGACAGGAAAAGCCUUCAGUUAAGUUGUUUUCGGGGAGCAUUCAUUAGUUGAUUCAGUUCCACUGAUACUCCUGUUACAAAAGUUUUUAGCCUUUAUUUAUUUCAGAAUUUGACUUUUCUCCAUAUAUCUCCUUCAACUUUUUUCUAUUGAUUUCUUUAAAACUUAGUAAGUUUUUUAAUCAUGAUAUAAAUUUGGUGUUUCCCUCCCAGACAAUUUUUGUAAGGAUAUUGUAAAAUUAUUACAUAAAUAUUUGUUCGGGAUAUUGAAUUGUUCUCUUAAAAGUCAUUAUAUAAUCUAAAACAUUUCAAUAAGAAUGCUAUGUUUACUAUUUUUUAUAGAUUUUCUCCACACUAUAUUUUAAUUAUUGUAUUAUGAGUAAUGGUCUUUGUGGAUCUUCCUCUAAUUUUAGACAUAGGUUCCCCAUCUUUUCACAGGGCAAUGAAGAAAAGAGGAAAGAUUAAAAAAGUAUAGGAAAGAUGAGAAAAGAUCAGUCUUAUAUAUAUAUACCCCAUAAAGAUCAUUCAGUGGACAGCAGCAAGAGUCCUGUGGGAUAUCUUGAUCAUGUUGAAGUUAAAAUAUUGUUAUCACUAUUUUUUGAGAAGUACUGAAAGGAUGUUUUUGAAACUUUAUCUUAAAGGUUUCCACAGGUUUUGAUAGGUUUGUGUCCAUUCAUAUCUUAGUUGUACAUGUAUCAGAAAAACAAAUUAGCCAACAGGCAGCCAUUGUGAAUUUUUUUAUCACUAUUCCUUGUGAAGUACUGGAAGAAAACUUCUCAAACUUAAUGAUUCCUUAUUGCGUGUGGUUUUGCGACAGAUCUGAAAAAUAAAAUUGCUGAUACAUGGCCACGUUGGAUAUAAGUUGAAGUCUGGUAUAGCUUUUUCUCAGGAAAUUGAUUGAUCUUUCCCAUAGGUUCCCCCAAUGAUUUAUAGAAAGAGAGGAAAGAUUAAAAGUAAAGAAAAGAUCAGUCUUACAUUGAUUUGAUACAUGUCAUUCAAUAUUGUGUCUCAAGAUCCUUCUUGGAUCACGUGAUCCUUUUCUUUAUUGUUCAUAAUAAGUGUAAUUUUCAAUGGCCUGAACCAUUCUUUGGGGAAUUAAAAAAAAAACGCAAAUAUUUUUUAUUAUGAAAACCUCAUGCAAUAGUGAAAAGAGGCCUACCCUUUAUGACAAGUUAUCAGGAUAAAAUGUUUUUUUUAUAGUUGUUGACUGAGUGCGAGAAAGUAUAUACAUGUAUGAUAAUUUCACUGAUGAUAAAUUGUAAAUAAAUCAGUCAGAACAAA
Messenger RNA from Pecten maximus, 6321 nucleotides. Its product is annotated as FK506-binding protein 5-like. The record is from RefSeq and is a predicted model, not a curated record. The transcript is spliced from 9 exons. Lineage: Eukaryota; Metazoa; Mollusca; Bivalvia; Pectinida; Pectinidae. The coding region runs from base 98 to 3421 and encodes 1107 amino acids. Gene Ontology annotation, molecular function: histone binding.